Pogona vitticeps (central bearded dragon) is the source of this 3752-nucleotide messenger RNA. It is a transcript of the gene PHTF1, whose product is annotated as putative homeodomain transcription factor 1. The record is from RefSeq and is a predicted model, not a curated record. Gene Ontology annotation, cellular component: endoplasmic reticulum. Lineage: Eukaryota; Metazoa; Chordata; Lepidosauria; Squamata; Agamidae.
GGGGCAAAACUAGCUUCCUCGCUCGUUCGGAUACUUCUGCAGGUCGCAAAACCAAUGACACUUCCAGGCAAGCGCCACUCAGCCUCGUCGACUUGGCCUGACGAGGCUCGUUUCGCUAAUUCCUUCCGCACAGAACAGGUGGCUUGGCAGCUUCGGAAGCGAGGAUAAAAUACAAUUUGUCGCUAAGCUGCCUGCGGAUACCCAACGCACCCGCCUUUCUCCUUGUGACAGCCGGAGCCACCUCCUGGUGCCAAUUUGAAUCUUGGAUUGGGUGCUCAGCUGCUGCUGCCUGUUUCCCCACUUCCCCUUGGCGGGGAAGGAUCGGUGGAUGCGGCGCUUGACUGAUGCUGCCUGCCGCUGAACGAUGGAUGGUCCAGGCAAAUGCCGCCGGGAGCCCCCUCCGCGAACCGGGAGCCGCGUCUCCCCUUCGGCUUUCCCGCGUUUCCAUAGAAACGGCGAGAAGCUCUGAACUGCAAAGACCGGGAGUUCGGCCUUGUCGGGUUUGUGGGAAAGAUAGAGUAAUUAUUGAUGACUGAGAUGCCAGAUGGCCUCAAAUGACGAAGAUGCCAUAGCUUGGUACCAAAAGAAGAUUGGAGCCUAUGAUCAACAGAUAUGGGAAAAGUCUAUAGAACAGACUGAGAUGAAGGGCUUCAAAAACAAACCCAAAAAGAAAGGCCGUAUACAGCCUGACCUGAUAGAUGUUGAUUUAAUCAGAGGGUCCACAUUUGCUAAAGCUAAACCUGAAAUCCCUUGGACAUCACUUACAAGAAAGGGCCUUGUUCGGGUUGUGUUCUUCCCAUUUUUUAGCCAGUGGUGGAUACAAGUGACUUCUUGGCGUAUUUUUACAUGGCUGCUUAUGCUCUACCUCCUGCAAGUUGUAGCAAUUGUCUUGUACUACAUGAUGCCAGUUGUGAGUGCAAGUGAAAUUAUUGGACCAUUGUGCCUUAUGCUUCUAAUGGGAACCGUUCACUGUCAAAUAGUAUCAACUCAGUUAACAAAGCCGUCAGGAAUUGAUGGAACCAGUAUUGGCCGGCGAAGGAGAAAAAUCCGCAAAUUAGCAGGUGGUGAUGGGAGUACUGCCUAUUCCUUUGACAAAAUCAGCAGAACAGAGGAGCCUCCGGAGAUCUCAUCCAGGAUCAGCAACUUUUUUGGUUCAGUGUUACACAGAAGGAACAGGGAGGGGAUGAAGGGGGGAAAACGAGUAGCUGAUAAAGGAACUGAAACAGAGCCUAGCAGCAGUACAAAGUGUAGAGCUUCCAGAUCUGAGCAUAGUUUGCAGCGGUCCAAGGAGCCUGGAAUUCUAAUAAGUCUGGCAAAAAGCCAGAGUAAUACCAGAGGCUCCGGGAUUUCUGAUGAGCUGUCAAGUGAGGAAGAAACAGAUUUUGCAAGUCAAAGAAUUUUGCUACGCCGAAGCGUGGAAGGUGCCCCUAGUAUUAAUGAGACUGAAAAUCAGAGCAGGAAGUCUUCUCUUGGUUCUUCUUAUAUUGUUCCAAAUCAGUCAAUAUCACAGGUCAAAGAGGUUGUGAAAUCUAUACAAGAUUCUGACAGUAUAGCUGAAUCGGAACUUGAUGCAACAGUGUUUCAUGAGGAACCCAAAGCACUUUAUAGUAGUGGCUCUCGCAGUGGCAGCAUAUCCCAAAGAGAUUCAGAAAGCACCCGCCAUGACUCUGAAACAGAGGAUAUGCUGUGGGAUGACCUGCUUCAUGGACCUGAGUGCCGCUCUUCCUACACCAGUGACAGCGAGGAAGCCAAAGCAAGAGAUACAAAAGGGAGCAAACGGGAUCUCAAGGAGGACGUUUUCCAGCAGAACCAUCUGUUCUGGCUGCAGAACACAAGCCCUGCUUCUACCAAAGUGAGUGCUCUCAUCUGGGAAGGGAAUGAGUGCAAGAAGGUGGACAUGUCUGUGCUGGAGAUCAGUGGGAUCAUCAUGAGCCGGGUCAAUGCCUAUCAACAAGGAGCUGGAUAUCAGUGGCUGGGAAAUGUUGUUACAAUUGGUUUAGCCUUCCUUCCCUUCCUGUAUCGACUUUUCCACUCAAAAACUUUGGAGCAGUUGUGGUCCCUUUCUGUAAAAGAACUUUUAUAUAUCUUUUGCGGAGCUCCCACAAUUCCCCCUGUUGUUAUACUUGCAAUAAUCAUCUUCCUUGAGCGCCUGUGCCUCACCUGGAUGUUUUUCUUCAUGAUGUGUGUUGCUGAGAGAACAUAUAAACAGCGUUUUCUGUUUGCUAAACUUUUUAGCCACAUUACCUCUGCUCGAAAAGCCAGAAAAUAUGAAAUCCCACACUUCAGACUCAAGAAAGUGGAAAACAUUAAGAUCUGGUUAUCACUUCGCUCCUAUCUGAAGAGGCGAGGCCCACAGCGAUCUGUUGAUGUAGUUGUAUCUUCCAUCUUCUUAUUGGCUCUUUCUAUUGCUUUCAUAUGCUGUGCACAGGUUUUAAAAGGUCACAAAACAUUCUUGAAUGCUGCUUACAACUGGGAAUUCCUUCUCUGGGAAACAGCCCUGCUACUCUUCUUGUUGCGUUUGGCAUCCCUGGGUUCUGAAACCAACAAGAAAUAUAGUAAUAUUUCAAUCCUGCUCACUGAGCAGAUAAAUUUAUAUCUAAAGAUGGAAAAGAAGCCAAAUAAAAAAGAGCAGCUCACUCUAGUGAACAAUGUCCUAAAACUCUCUACCAAGCUCCUGAAGGAAUUAGAUACACCAUUUAGACUGUAUGGCUUGACAAUGAAUCCAUUAAUCUAUAACAUUACACGUGUGGUUAUCCUGUCUGCUGUCUCUGGUGUUAUAAGUGAUUUAUUGGGAUUCAAUAUCAGAUUGUGGAAAAUCAAACCAUGACAAAGAAGAGGCAAACUAAAGCUCCAGUCAAGGACAGAAGAAUUACCAGCAGUGCUACACAAGCUUGGCAGUUGGAGGUGCACUGCUUUUCUAGUUGUGCCAGUCCUCCCAUCAGUACAGAUCUCUGUACUUCAAAUAUUAUUUCAAGACUUCAGAAUAACUUUAUUUUCAAUAAGCCCAUGGCUUCAGAAAUUGUUAAAUAAAUCUUAGUAAAUGAGCUUAUUAAAAUAAAAUCUUUUAAUUGGGCACAGCUCCUAUGAAGCACAGCUGUGUGAACUUUUGUGCGAUAACUGAAAAGUGUUGGGUGAAAAAAAAUUAUUCCAAUUUAUUAUAGUCAUCCAUAGCUGUAAGAGAAAAUAAAUGGACGCUAUGAGCAAUUUAAGUAGAAUGUUCUUUUAAUGAGGUCGCUGAGCUACUUGAUACUUCAGUGCCGAGUUUAGACAGAUGCUUCUUUCUGGGUUGCUGUUGACCUGCAUCAGUUUAAAUGAUUCAAUAUUUUUUUUCUCUGAAUUGCCUUAAGCUUAGAGGCAAAUGCUGCUGUGGGCCUUGCCUAUUGACACUGAUGUGUGUGUUUGUGUGUGAAAUCUACCCCGACAAGUUAAGGAUAUACUGUAUUCUUAAGGCAUUUAAGCAGUUCAGGUUUCAGCUGCUUAGUAACACAUAAACAGUACCACAAGGUGGCUUCCAGUAGGCCUGCCACAAACCAGGAGAGAGAGGACAGUUAAAAAAUAGCAUUCCCCAGAUAACUCAUGUGAACUCACAUAGAACUGAACAAGCAAAGCAAUCUCUCCACGGGAAACUACAGCAAUGUUUAUAUGCUACUAUAGAGAGAACAGAUGCUUACACCAUUAGAAAAGUAAUCAGAAAACCAAAUUUUGGCUGGGAUUCAUUACACCACCCAUUGCUAGCAUUUAGCCCCACAGAA